AUGUACGGCAAACCAAAUGGAAGCAUUGAAAGUCCCGACACAACAAGGUUAGUAGAAGAUACAAGUUUUGAUUCAUUUGCAACAGAAGAAAUACAUAAUCAACCACACGAUUUAAAUGAUGAAGAACAAACUAUUAAAAUUGAUGAUUUAUCCAAUUUGCGGUAUCAAUUUAGAUCUAAUAAUUCAAUACCUAGAAAAUUUAUAGAUAGGAAAAAUUCAGUUAUUAUUGCAAAUACUGGAGAAAGAGUUCAUAGAAAUAUUACAUUUUCUUUACCACAAGAUUUUGAAACACCUCUGGAAGGUGAACCAUUACAUUCUACUACUAGAUUUCAAAAUUUUUUACAACUACUAAAAACUACAUACAAUAAUGAUAUUUUCAGAAGUGUAUUUAAAUGUUCAAUGGCAUAUUUUAUUGCAAGUUUAGGAGUUUUUGUUCCUCGAUUUGAUGAUUUUUUAGGAAAUACUGAUUCAAAACAUAUUAUUGCAACAGUCGCGGUAUAUUUCCAUCCAACAAGAACAAAAGGUUCAAUGAAUCAAACCAUGAUGUAUGUGAUAAUAUCAAUUAUAUUCAGUAUGACAGUAUCAUUUGGAUGUAGAUUAAUAUCUGCAAUUUUUUUCGUAAAGGGAGAAGAUGAAAUUAGUCAUUUUAUUGAUUUACUUAUUAGUUCAAUUGCAUUGGGGGUUAUUUCAUUUUGGAAACAAAAAACUAAUAAACAAACUUUUAAUACUGCUUGUUCUUUAGCAUGUAUAACAAUUGUUUCUUGUAUUGUUAAAGAAGGAAGUUUAAAUUCUGGUGAAAUUCCAUUGUCAAGAAUAUACUCAACUUUUCAAGUUGUGGUUACUGGUAGUAUAAUUUCAUUUUCUUGUUCUUAUUUACUUUGGCCUGUCAGUGCUACUAAUCUACUUCGGAAAACAAUUCAUGAAUCAUACAAGAAUUAUUCAUUGGUGCUUCUAACAUUAACUAGAAGAUUUGUUGCUGGUGAAAAAUUAAAUGCCCAAGAUUCAUUAUUGAUUGAAAAAUUAAAAAAACUGGUUAAUCUUCUUCAUCAAUAUUUAGAAGAAUCAGAAUAUGAAUUAAGGAUUUUGGGAAAAGAAGCAGAAUGGGAUUAUUAUAAAGAAUUAGUAAAUGCAACAAUAUCAUUAGCUAGACAUUUACAAGCAUUAAGUUCAGCAACAAGAAUGCAAUGGAGUUUACUAAAUAAUACCUCUGAUGACAAUAAUAGUACAGCAUCAACUUUAAGAAGUUUUAAAUCUAGUGAAUUUAAUAUACCUUCAAUUGAUUCAGUGCGGGCACAAGAUCAAGAAGAAAAUAAUGACAUGGGUUCAUCUUUACAAUUAUUUGAUUUAUUCGUAUUCCAUUUAUCACCAUCUAUAAAAUCCUUGGUUUUCACAAUGAGAGAUGUUUUGAACUCCAUACCUCCUACAUCAUUUGAAAGUUCCGAAAUCUACCAGCACUCAUUAAUCAGUGCUAUAAAAAUGUAUGAAAAACGACAAGAAUUAUCAUUUGAUCAUAUUUACAAUCAAGAAUCUUUUACUAAAAGUACAAAUUUCAAUUUUAAAGCAGAGCAAGAAGAAGUUGCCGCUUGUUGUGGGAAUUUCGCAACUUUACUAUCUCAAUUUGCAACUGAAUUACUUUGUACUUUAAAAUUAUUUGAUGAAUAUAGUGCCGCUAUAAAUAGUCCACGAAGUUGGCCUUGGUUAAGUUUUAAAAAAUCAAAAAGUUUUGAUGAUUCGACUAAUGAUACAAGUUUACAUGCCGCUUUAGAUGAUUUAAGAGAUCAAUAUGGGUUAAAAAAGCAUAAAGCUCCAGUUUUUGAUUCAUUUUUACAAAGAUUGGGUUUCAAAGUUUGGGAGAAUUUGAAAGUUUUAAAAAGAGCUGAUGUACAAUUUGGAAUUAGAGUUGGAUUAGGAGCUGCUUGUUUAUCAUUGUUUGCAUAUAUCCCCGAGACUAGAGAUAUAUUUUUAACUUGGAGAUUAGAAUGGGCAUUAACUGUUUAUUGUAUUAUGAUGAAUAAAUCAUUAGGAGGUACCACAAUGACUGUUAAAUGGAGAAUUCUUGGUACAUUUAUUGGAGCAUUUGCUGCUUAUUCUAUAUGGAAUAUAUUUGAUGCUAAUGUUUAUUUUUUAGCGAUUGCUGGGAUUUUAAUAUCGAUACCUUCAUUUUAUAUAAUCUUAUUUUGGAGUGCUAACAAUGCAUUUGGAAGAUUUAUUUUAUUGACUUAUAACUUGACAAUGUUGUAUUCGUAUAGUAUGAUUCAAAAGGAUUCUGAAGAUGAUAAAGAAGGUGGUGAUCACCCAAUAAUUGGUGAAAUUGCUUUUCAUAGAUUUGCUGCUAUUUCCAUUGGUAUUAUAUGGGCAUUAACUAUGGCAACUUGGUUUUUACCAAAUAGUGCAAGAUCAAGGUUGAAAAAUGGUUUAUCUAUUCUAUGGUUAAGAUUAGGUGUAAUAUGGAAUAGUGAUCCUUUAGAGUAUAAUCCAAAUACUAUGGAAUUAGUAGGAUUUAAAGCUGAAGAAGGUACUAAUAAGAUCUUAUCAGAAUGUGAGACAUUAUUAAAGCAAGCACCAGUUGAAUUUAGAUUAAAAGGUGUUUUCCCCACUCAAACAUACUCGAAAAUUCUAAAAGAUACCUCGGGGAUUAUAGAUGCUUUUCAAAAUUUAGAUCUUUUAAUCAAAGUUGAUCCAGUGUUAACAGUGAACGAAGAAUACGUUUUAAAAUAUAUCGAGGCUGAAAGAAGCGAAGUUGAACAAAGAAUCUUUUUAGUAUUUUAUAUGCUUGCAAGUGCAAUGAAAUUAGGUUUCUCAUUACCUAAAAAAUUUGCAUCAAUUGAUCAUGCAAAAGAUAGAUUGUUAUAUAAAUUAAGUGAAAUACGUCAACAACAAGAUACUGGUUUAAAAUUAAGAAAUACUGAUUUUAUUUGGUUAUAUUCAUAUAUUUUGGUUGCUUCUUCUAUUUCUGAACAAUUAGAUAAUAUAAUGGUAAAUAUUAAAGAUUUAUUGGGUGAGAUAUCAGAGGAUAAAUUUCAAUUAGUUUAG
Messenger RNA from Lodderomyces jiufengensis, 3033 nucleotides. RefSeq lists its product as uncharacterized. NCBI's taxonomy places the organism in Eukaryota, Fungi, Ascomycota, Pichiomycetes, Serinales, Debaryomycetaceae. The record is from RefSeq and is a predicted model, not a curated record. The transcript has a single exon. Bases 1 to 3033 code for a protein of 1010 amino acids.